Messenger RNA from Nicotiana tabacum (common tobacco), 696 nucleotides. The record is from RefSeq and is a predicted model, not a curated record. NCBI's taxonomy places the organism in Eukaryota, Viridiplantae, Streptophyta, Magnoliopsida, Solanales, Solanaceae.
AUGGCCGAUCCCAACCUAGUUUACGACUUCUGGAACCAACAGCAGUACUCUAAUUCCACUGAAAUGGUGAUGAUGUCUGAUAUCAAUGUUGCUUCUCAUCUGAAUCAGCAGCAGCAACCCAUUCCUAUCCCAAAACCCAAUAAGCCAAAGGUACAACCUUCAAGAAUGUUCUCCUGCCUUUACUGUUCUCGCAAGUUUUGCACUUCUCAAGCUUUGGGUGGUCACCAAAAUGCUCACAAGCGUGAAAGAGCCGCUUCUCGUCGUACUAUGUUCCCGGUCACCGGCACCGACUCCGACAACCGUAAUAUGGUACACUUCCAUUUUCUUCAAAAUAACAACAACGACAAGCAGCUGGAGCCUAGUUUGAAUAAUUAUCCUCUGAUGACCGGCCAGAUGCUGCCUGAACAAAACAUCAUCGACAUUAAUGGUAACAUUAAUCAUACUACUACUACUACUUAUAGUAACCCCUAUGCUAAUUACUGUAGCGGUCAGCUCCAAACACCAGCUUCAAACAAUAUCAACGUCUUUAACCCUUUCUCCUCCUCUGACGUUUUUCAUCCUCCUCCGGUACCGACUCUUGGACUCGGCGGCCGUCAUGUCUAUUUUACUAGCGGUGAUGCUACUCUCUCGACUGCACAGGAUUUGUCUUCUAUGGAUAAUCACCAGCUCAAUCUUGACCUUACCCUUCGUUUGUAA